Molecule: messenger RNA, 743 nt
Organism: Rubroshorea leprosula
Lineage: Eukaryota; Viridiplantae; Streptophyta; Magnoliopsida; Malvales; Dipterocarpaceae
Source: the annotation of a GenBank genome assembly
CACCCUCACCCUCCCAAUCUGUCUUCUUCCCCUUCUUUUUUUCUCUUUCUUUCUUUCGGGUUCGGUGGAAACCCAGCCUUGUUGGGUUCAUCGACCAGCCAAGGCUGGGUUCAUCGGAACCCAACAGAUCUGGGUUCGCGACCAACCAAGGCUAGGUUCAGUUGAAACCCAGCAAGGCUGGUUUCGGUUGAAACCCAGCAAGGGUUAUUUUGAUUUGGUAAGAUCUACCAGGUUUAAGGUUUCAAUGAAACCCAGUAACUCAAGUUUCCCCAAGAAAAGAGAAGAAGAAGAAAUGGGUGGGUUAAGAUCGGUUCUGUAGAUGGAGUGGAGAUGAGAGUGCAUUCACAGAAGAAGAAAAAAUGGGUUAAGAUCGAUUUUGCAGAUGGAGUGGAGAUGGGAGAGCAUUUAGAGAAUAAGAAGAAAUGGGUUAAGAUCGAUUUUGCAGAGGGUGAAGAUGAGAAAUCAGUUUGCAGAUCUGACCUCUGGUGGUCAGGGACCAUGGGAACUCUAGAGAAGGUGAUACCUGAGUCAUCAAUUUCUACCCAGAAUAGCAAAAGGACACAGGGAGGAGGUGCACUUAACAGCCGCCACUCAAUCAGCCAUUGUAGCAUUAGCAUGAACUGGGCCAGUUUAGGUGAGGACUACCGGUUAGCAACGCCGGACAUGUCAAACAUUGCUUUCCCUGUCAAAUACAGGAGUUGUCUCUCCACCUAUUAAUUAUAUAGUAAAUUCAAGAGUUUACU